Molecule: messenger RNA, 8985 nt
Organism: Nezara viridula (southern green stink bug)
Lineage: Eukaryota; Metazoa; Arthropoda; Insecta; Hemiptera; Pentatomidae
Source: the annotation of a GenBank genome assembly
CUUUUCCCGCGUAUUUCGUUUUGCACGGUUGGUCAGAAUGGGGAUCAUCAACAAAACUACGGAGUUGUGUGUCCUUGUUGUAGAAAGUGGUUUUGUUUUAGCCAGCCUCAAAGAUCCCCGUGUGUUAUUCAGUUAGUAUUAUCAUAUUCGAAUGGAUAUUUAAUAUGGUAAGGUCACACUUUCCCGGUAAACCAUCUAAACAUUUUAACCGACGUAAAGUAUCCGCCGUAAACACAGAUGAAAAUGAAGGGACUAAAGAGGCAGAAGAUGUUUAUCGAAGAUUGUCAGUUUUUAAUAUGCUUUUUUCUACAGAAGAUGAGGAUAAUUCGUUUCAUGGAUUCAGCCCACAUGAAAUAGAUGGAAAAACCAAUAGUAGCCCUCAAAAGGUUAUCCGUGGAAAACGAAAAUUAAAAAAAAUAAAUGUAUCCAACUCUCCUAGAAAGUCUAACAAUGGGAUCCCUUCUAUUGACAAACCAAUUUUAGAAAAACCUGAGACCUCUAUAGAAAAUCCUGAGGUUCAUGAUUUAGGAAGUGAAAAAUUAGUUUCUUGUGAUUCAGUGAGGAAAAGUGAUGUAAAAAAGUUUGAAGUGUGUGAUAAAAUCGAAAACAAAGAUGAUUUUCCAUCUAAUCCAACUUUAUCUGGUAAAUUUGUGCUUCCAUCUAGAAGUGCCCAUUCUUCUAGGGUUAUCAAGCCGAAUAAGAGAUUUUUACAAACUGAUGUUUCCAUGGUUCCUUGUAAGAGAUCUAGGUUAAGCUCAAAGCAUGAUUUAGAUGGUGAUAAAAAUGUAGAUGCUUUGUCUAAUCCUAAUAUUCAGUUGGACAAUAAUGGGCUGUCAACAUUAACUAUGUGUGGUAAGACAUUAAAGAAGUUGACUUCUUAUAGUUCAACUAAUUCUCCGGUGAAGUUUAUUUUAAGAAAGCCUAGAUUAAAGAUAAAGUCUCAACCUUUGUCAACUAUGGGAGGACCAUUUACUUCACCUGGAGCCAACAGUUUAAGUUUACAAAAUCAGCGUCUGACGAAAGUAUGCUGUGGUGUCUGCGGUUGCUUUCGAACUUACAGGUUUUUCAAACAAGCCAGGAAAUUUGGUAUAUUUUCUUGUGAACCGUGUAGGAGAUUUAUUUUAAAAAUAAUAAGAUUGGAAAGAGAAAAAUUGUUAAAAACUCUCGUCUGCAGUUCUGGAACAGGAAACUGUCCUAUCCGCCAGAGCACAUUAAUAACUCAACCCUUUUCAAACGACACUGCUGAUGUAUCGUCCAGGGAUGAACCAUCACGAUGUGAAGCAUGCUGGUUAAAUUUGUGCUUACGUUCCUUUCAUAUGCCUCAAAGGCUUUCUAAAAGGCUAUAUUCUUACUUACCCACACAAAUUACUCAGAAAUCCUUGUUAUCAUUUGACAAAUGUCCUGUCUCAGACUGGAGAGAUGGUAAAAAAACUUUGGACGUUGCUUUAGUUGAUGAGAAACUGCCUACAACUAGUAAUGAGCAAGGAAGAUUACCUCGGAAAAAUAAGGUUUUGAGAGAAAAUAUCAACAUUAGACGUGGCUCGAACACAUCUCUUCGUUUAUCUAGUCAUAGAGGUCGAGGGCACAACGGCAGGGAUGAAGACACUAGCCGCAGGGUUAAGGCAAGGCAGAAAUUGCCACUCACAGGGCCGCGGGUGAAGCAUGUCUGUCGUAGUGCCAGCCUGGUGCUGGGACAGCCAACGGCUACUUUUUUGCCUGCUGGCCAGCAACAGUCUUCAACUGGAUCUCAAAAUGGACCAGAUGUCUUAGGGACAGGAGAAAAUCAAGAAAUUAGGUCUGUGGAAAAUGAUGCAAAUGAUAACUUGUUUGGAGAAAAAAUGAGGAAAAUAUCUGAUGAAGAGUAUGCUUUAAGCAAUAAUACCAGAGCCGAUUAUCCUCCUGUAGCAAGAAUGCUUCAGGAUUUAGGACGUGCUAAUUGCGAACUUUUAGAUGGAAUGGAAAAUCAUGAGUUGGAAAAACAAAAUGCGCGCGUAUCGAUAGAUUUUUGGGAGAGUUAUGAUCCAGAGGAGGUGUCUCAAAUGGGUUUUCCGCUUAUAGGCUACAAUCCUCUAAAACUAAGAGCUCUCUGUUUUCUCUGCGGGAGCGCAGGGCAUGAAAAGAUGGUGCACUGCUCGAGUUGCUGUGAGCCUUACCACAUGUUCUGCGUCUCUAACAUUCUCACGCCAUCUGUGAAGCCUUCUGGCGACUGGUGGCGCAUCGAUUGGCUCUGCCCCAAGUGUACGCCGUGCGAGGCAUGUAUGAAAACUGGAGGGGUCCAAUUGUCCUGUUCUCACUGCCACAAGUCGUAUCACUCGGUCUGCAUAUCCACAGUUAGGGCCAACAUGUCUGACAGUGCUUGGGUGUGUCCUUCUUGUUUAUUUUGUAAAAGCUGUAAUGAUACAUCUGUUCAUGUAUUCGUUGGCAAUAUGCCACUUUGCAAAGCUUGCUUCAAACUUCGGAAGAAAGGAAAUUUCUGUCCUCUGUGUCAGUGUUGUUAUGACGAUAAUGACUAUAACACAAAGAUGAUGGAAUGUGCAGAGUGUAAAUGUUGGAUUCAUGCCAAGUGUGAAGGAAUUUCUAAUGAAAAGUACCAAAUUUUAAGUUACCUCCCGUCAACGGUAGAAUUCAUCUGCAAGUUAUGUUGCAAGAAACCUCCUGCACCAUGGUUGUUAGCAGUGGAUGCUGAGCUUAAGGCAGGCUACCUCAAUGUAAUUAAAAUAUUAAGUAAAAACAGAAACGCCUGUGCCAUGUUAAAAGCGAGCCCCAAAAAACAGCGUGUAUGCACCUGCUUAAACAAGAACACAAAUCCAAUCCAUUUACAGGAUUUAAUGAGCGGUUCAGAAUCACUUCAGAUCGAGUCAAGCAUUAGCCCUGAGCGUGAUAUCAAGACUCCAGAUCUUGGUCUCCUCACGCCAAAGCUUACCAAAGAUGAUGAAGAAAGUUUGAAGACAGUCAAGUCCGAUUUUCUCAAUCUAGUCACCGAAGAAAAAGAAGUGCAGAGAAAUUGUUCUUCUGAUAAGGAAAUGACAAAAAAAUCUUUUCUUCAAGAUACUGUUAAUAACGACCGAACUCGUUUGCUAAGUAUUGCCUAUGACAGAUUAGUUCAAUCGAAUGAUCUGACUAUGCGUGAAAAAUUACUUGUCAAAGAAAACAUUUUAGCGAAGGAUAAAACAAUUAUUGCUGAUGAAAAGGUCUGCACGUGUAAGAUUUUAGAUUGCCCCGUUCAGACGUUAAAUUUAUUAACAAUAAAAAACAAAGCUGCUGCUGAUGAAUACCGUUCUGUUUUGGAAUUUCAUCAAGACAUGGAAUCGGUUAUUAAUGAAAUUGGAAAACAGGACUUAACGGAUACUUACAAUAGAUGCUUAAAACAAAUAUUUCCUUGGUUUGAUUCUAGCGAUUCCGGUAUGAAUGAUUCAGUAAUAUCCGGAGUCGGAACACCAAAGAAAAGCAGUUUUACUGAAAGUAAUAAGCACAAUAACAAACUAAAUACAAACCAAGAGGAGUACCCUGCUUUGAAGGGCUUAUUGAAUUUCGAACCCAACUAUUAUUACAUUGGUUCCAAUGUUGAGGAUACUCGACACUGCUUGUUUUGCAAAGGAGUCGGUGAAGGUAUGCCUAUGAAAGAGGGCCGUUUGCUCUAUUGUGGGCAGAAUGAUUGGGUACAUACCAACUGUGCUAUGUGGUCAAGUGAAGUAUUCGAAGAGAUUGAUGGCUCUCUGCAAAAUGUACACAGUGCUAUUUCACGUGCUCGAUUGAUUCGGUGCUACGAAUGUGGUAAGAAAGGUGCUAGUUUAGGUUGCUGUGCUAAAUCCUGUCCUACAGCUUAUCACUUUACCUGCGCUCACCUGGCUAAUUGUAUAUUCCUCGACAAUAAGGAGCUAUACUGUAAAGUGCACACUAAUCUCAAAGGGAACAAAGAGAUACAUAGAGAAGAAGAUUUCCAUAUCAAAAGAUCUGUGUAUGUUGAAUUAGAUCACAAGAAGAGAAAGGAUGUUCUCCGAAAUGAAGUGAGAUUAUACAUAGGUUCUUUGGAGGUCAUUCAAAUUGGCGAGAUAUUACCAGAGUUGUCUGAUGAUUCGGAAAUUAUAAUUCCAUGCGAUUAUAAAUGCUCUCGCUAUUAUUGGUCCUCCAAAGAACCAUGGAAAAUUGUCAAAUAUUCGAUUCAGACGAAAAUCACCAAUCUUGUUCAAGAAUACACUUACGAAAAUGACACUAAUUAUACUGUUGACCAUUCACUAGAAAUCACUCCUCCUCCAUCUCCUAUCGAUUCUCUGAGGAAUGACACUUUUGUAAAUAAUAAUUUUUUGGAAAAAGAAAUCAAAGCUGUUAUCAGUCAUUUACUUGACACUGUAUGUUCGAAGGAAGAAGAUGGCAAUCUUUCUGACCAGCAAAACACCGAUCUCCUCCCCCCUGAAGUUAAAGAUGCUAUUUUCGAGGACUUGCCUCAAGAUUUUUUAGAUCGUAUAUCAGUUCAUGAUAUUUUUACAAAAAUGAGUUUCGACGACAUUUUGUUGUCCGAUACAAAGGUGGAGACUGGUGAAGGUAUUAAUUUAGACCCGGCAUCUAAUAAGUUGAAGAAUAGCGCUGAUAAAGCAAUCGAAAAAGUGAACACAGCUCAAAGCAAUCUGUAUAAAAUGGUUAGGGUUGUGAAGCAAAGAAAACUUGAAAAAAUUAAAGAGUGUGAAUCAUUUUUAGAUAGAGAAAACAGGAACAAAUGGAAGAGACAAAGUAUUUUACAGGUCGAUGGAGCCAUGGAUCUGAGUGAAAGUGAUCAGUCAAACGAUUCUUGUGACCUCAAUGUGAAAGAGGAAAAUGGUGUCGAUAAACCGGUGAAAUGUGCAAGGUGCCACAGGACAUACAGAACCAGAAUCAGCUAUGAUCGGCAUCUGUCUACUUGUAAUGUGGAUUACCCAUCUUGUAGUGAAAGCGAUCUCAGUGAAGAAGAAAAAACGCAAAGUAUACCUGAUGAAAGCAGUAAUAAAUUAUUAGAUGAUCCUAUUAGCAGCGCGACCCAGACCUGCGACUCCGAAAUACAAAUGUUCAAUAUCCCUGUCCAAGUAAAAACUAUAACAAACGAACAAAAGGUUCAAACAGCAAUGUUACAAAAUUCAUUUGAGAAUACCAUGUUGUGUGUUGAUGGUACAAAUUAUAAUGGAUUGAGAGAAAAUUCUGAAGCAAUAGUAAACUUGAAUUAUUCAACAUUGAAUGGAAAUGGAAUACAUAAUGCAACAUUUACUACUAAUGAACAGACUUUAGUAUCUGCAUCGAUUGAAUCUGUGGGAGAAUCGGUUGUAGGUCUGCAAACUCCGACAAUCAUUGUCCAACAAGUACCAUCAAAUGACAAUAUACUUCCUACAUAUUUGCCGCCUACAUAUCAAGAACCUUCCCAGCAGCCUGGAGGCAUUCACUAUAUUACUGCUAUUAACACUCAAGAAAAAACACAGUUUUUGACCGCCAAUUCAGUUGGGCAAGGUACGUAUCACAUCCAAUCCCCUAUAGCCCAACCCACUACUGUUGUUCAAAAUGUUCCUACUGUUUUAGGAACCAUCAUUCAGGCUAAUGGAGUAGAACAGUAUAUACUCAACAACACCCAACCGAAUGUUGAUGUUUAUAGUCAUCAAAAUAAUAUGUACAUAGCCAAUCAUGCGCCUAUGAUCGUGGGUAUGGAAACUGUAGUCAGUAACACAGUGAUGUCUUCUAGUCGGUUCAUUUCUGGUUCAGCACCAGGGCCAGUUUUGGCCAGUAGUUAUUCUGCUACGACUACUCAAGUAUUUCAAGCUGCGAAACCGAUUAUGGACAUUCCUCAAAGUUAUCUUGUUGUGAAUACAAAUCCUCCCCAACUGGUCGCUGACAACGGUAAUCAAUGUAUACAAAGUGUGAUUCAGAAUGGAUCGUUAACAGCAAAUCCAUCUUGGAACAGCUACAAGAUCGAGUAUCAAGAUGCUGUAAAGUUGAAUAAAAACAUCACCUACCAGAGCAUGUCCCACCAGAUAGUUAAUCAAAAGCAGGAUAUGAAUGGCCUAAAAAUGAUUAGUGCAAAUGACCAGGCGUUGGUUCUCACACCGAUUGCUAUGAAGCCUCCAAGAUCAUCGUUGCCGUCUCAGCGAUGUGAAAAUCCGGUCAGUACGGCGACUAUUAUGCCAAUUUCACAGCCCGUUAUCAGUAUGAACAGUAAUAAUUUGAAACCUACCAGUUUAGUAAAAGUUGUAGAACUACCUUCUUCUUCUGCCGUUUACAAAGAAAAGCCCCAACAAGCUGUAGCUCCAGUCGUCAUUAAAAAAAUGCCUCCUGAAUCGGCUCAAAGGUUGACCGAUUUAAAAGUUGUCACUACCAAUAAUUAUAAAGGAAAUGAUACAGCAUAUAAAGAUACAUCUCGUAGCACUCAAUCGAAUGCAAAGAUGUUGAGGAAAAGUGAACCUGUGAUGGAGAAUACAAGCGCAGCAUUGAAAAAACAAAAUAAGUUAGCGGAACCGCCUCCUCUGAAGGAUUCUAAUAAAGUUAAAAUUCAUCCAACCACCAGUAAGAUUACUGAAAAAAAAAGUGUUUCCAAAUCGAACGGCUGUGAUUUAAAUAGAAAACGUAAAAUCGUACACGAAGAACCGAAAAUUUCAUUUGAAAUUACUUCUGAAGAUGGAUUUUCAUACUGUACCACCAAUAUUAAUGAAGCUUGGAAGAAAGUUUUUGAAACUGUCCAGCAUGCGAGAAAAGCACGUAACCUUCCUCCACUUACGCAGAACCCGUUUUCCUCUCCGGAUUCCAUGUUGAAAAAGUUAAUGGGUCUCGGCAGCAAUAGUAUGAAAUAUUUAUUAGAGCAAUUGCCAGGAAUCAGUAGUUGCUCAAAAUAUAAACCAGUAUAUCACAGGAAAACACUCUCUGCUCUUGAAAAAGAGCUGUCGAGGGGUGGUGGAUUAAAUCCAUCAGGUUGUGCUCGGACUGAGAAGUAUCAUCAUUCCCAGAAGACUUACGACAUGUUCAGUUGGCUGGCAUCGAGGCAUCGAAGGCCUCCCAAACUGCUUGCUUCAGAAUCAGAUGGAGUAAAUGGCAAUAGUCGCCGUGCAACAAGUAUGAACUUACCCAUGGCAAUGAGAUUCCGUCACCUCAAAGAGACAUCAAAGGUAUCUGUUGGUGUGUUCAGAUCUGAUAUCCAUGGAAGAGGCCUCUUUUGUCUUAGAGAUAUCGAUGCUGGAGAAAUGGUGAUUGAAUAUGCUGGAGAGGUGAUAAGAUCUGCCUUGACCGACAAGAGGGAGAGGUAUUAUACAGAGAAAGGUAUUGGGUGCUAUAUGUUCCGUAUAGACGAUAAAUCAGUUGUAGAUGCGACCAUGAAAGGAAACGCUGCUCGUUUUAUUAAUCAUUCAUGUGAGCCUAAUUGCUAUUCAAGAGUGAUAGAUAUUCUCGGCAAAAAACACAUAUUAAUAUUUGCCCUACGGAGGAUACUUCAAGGUGAAGAAUUGACAUAUGAUUAUAAAUUUCCUUUAGAAGAGGAGAAAAUAAAUUGUCAUUGUUUAUCUCGUAAAUGUCGAAAAUAUUUAAAUUAAGUUGAUGCUAUAAGUAUUUUAAUAUUACCAACUUAACAAUGUGUUAAUGAGUUAAUGGUGAAAGCUUGACCAUAAGAAAGGUCUUUUUUUUUUUUUUAAAUAUAUUUCGAGGUUAACUCAAUAUCUGCAUGGUGACACAACAUUCAUUCAAUGCAGAUGUAUAUAAAUUACUCCCAUUUUUUAAAUAUAAAGGAUUAAGUUAAUCCAUUAAAAAUAUCAAAUGAAAUUUAGAUUUUGUAAUAUAUUUAAAACAAUUGUGUAUAUUUUUAUAAGCUUUGUUAUGUUAACAUAUAUAACAGGUAUUUUAUAAAAAGAAAAAGAAAAAAAAAGAUAUCCUAAACCAAAGAUCCAAUAAUGAAUUUUAUGAAUAAUUUAAUUAUUGCCUUAGUUACCAAUAAAUUGCGUAAUGUUGAAAUGAAUUAGAAAAUUAAGUUGUAAAUACAAUAUUUAUAUUAUAUUUCUAUUGUGCCUUAUAUAUAUAUUCAGAAUAAUACAAGGCCUUACUGUAAAUAUAUUUAAAUAUGUAUAUAAUCAUUUUGGCAAUAAGCCUGUUAAAAAACAAAAAAUAUUAAAUUUGUACAUUUCAAAUUUUAUUUUAAAAUGAUCUUAAUAAUAAAUUAUAUGACUUAUUAAAGAAUACUUUUAGAUCUCUUGUAUAAAAACUGAAAUCAAUUUGUAUAUAUUAAAGUUUUUCCUCUGUGUAUAUCUUUAAAUGUAUGUAUAUCCUUAUAAGGAAAAGAGAUGAAUAUUAUUUCUCAUUUUAGUCAUUAAAUUAUUUAUUUUUAUUUUUAUUUUUAAAUAAAUAACUUAUUAUGACUAUGAAGAACCAAGUUGUGUAUGUGAGCUGCUUUUAAUUUUUUUAUAGUAUUUUUUAAAAAUUAAUAAUUGAAUUGUUAAUAAUACACGUAUAGUAUUUUUUAAAACCUUCCACUCUCUUGCCUAUUUGUUUAUUAUUUUAUUUUUUACUUUUACUUAAGUAAUAUUGCUUGUUGUUUGCUUUGUUAUAUUUGUUCUUUGUAUAUAGCUAUUAUAUAUAUAUAUAUAUAUUUAAUAAGUAAUGUUGCUAUAUUGUGAAUGGUUUAAAACUAUAUUUUUUAAAAGGAUAUAAAUGUCGAUUAAAAAAAAAAAAAUAAUAAUAAUGAAUAAAUAAAAAUUCUGUAUUGCUAUGAUAAUAUAAAAGAAACUGUGAUAAGGUGUUUUAAAGUAAGGAUGGUAUAAUCUGUGAUCAGAAUGUUUUUUCAGUCUCUUUAUAUUUUCAUAGGUGAUUUUAGGAUAAUGUUGAUUCAGUCACCAGAUCUUUUGUCAAAUGAAUAAUUGUUUUUAAUGUCUUAAAUAUCAUAGGAUUAAAAAUGUUUUAUCCAUUUUCUUUUAAGUACAAUAUGGCUUACAAAAAAUCAUUCUCGUACAUCUGCUGUUCAUAAUCAGUUAAAUAAAAUAAUCUGCACAGAAA